AUGUACGGCAUUACCUGGAAAAACAAGGACCUCACGGUCUUUCUGGUCGACAUUCCGGAAUCGAUUGCCGCCGCGCAGGUUCUGAAACUUCAGCGUGUUACUUCAUAUCCAAUUUCGAUGAAGCCACAGAUCAAGCCCUAUGACAACCAACCAGUGGCCAAGACCGAAAAGGCCAGGAAGAAUAUGGAGAAUCAAACAGACCCAAGGCUGAAGUUGGUCUUCGACGAGAUUCGACCCUACGUUGUGGACGCUCUCAGCCAAAUCAAGACCGCUCUGGACACCAAGCUCUGGUGCGAGGACCGCUACUACACUACGAAAUCAUUCUAUAAGCAACGCAUGGAGCAGCAGGAGCAUGACCCCAAUGGUGAGAAAGGCCAUACGGUACGCGAUUCUGCACACGAUUCUGACACAGAUGCUACUGAUCGAGUCACAACGCUCAAGAUCCCAUGGCAAUUGUUGGGGUUGCUGGUGCAAGGAUACCCUCACACCCGGACCGCGGAGAGCCAAGAUCUUCAUGAUGAGAAGCCGUCAUUCCCCGAAAACUUCAGCCGCUUCUUCUACAAUCCCAACGAUAACAUGCUGACACUCUCAUACGUGCCCGAUAAUGCUGCUGCUGAUCAGAUGAGGGCCAUGGGCCGGACGAUGGCGUACGGAGAGGAAAGGCCACAGUAUGAUAAGAAUCAGCAUUUCUACAUCCCACCGGAUGCUAGCUUCAUCCUUGGAGACUGCACGCGGGGCAAGGACCUCGACAAUGCGGUGCAGUACAUGCAUGCAAAAUACGAACACCCGAAGCAAUUCGACUUCAUCGUCAUGGACCCGCCGUGGCCCAACUCCUCUGCGCAGGAUUCUUCUUACUACCAAGUGUUUCAAAGGAUCUGGCACAUGGACAACAUGUUCAAUAGGAUGGACCUCGAUAUGCGGAUUGCUCCUGGAGGAUUUAUCGGAGUGUGGGUCACCAACAACCAGAAAGUCCGCGACUAUGUCCUCGGUCCCGACGGCCUCUUUGCCAGAUGGGGUGUUGCUUUUGUCGAGGAGUGGAUCUGGAUCAAGACGACAGUAGAUGGAACGCCAGUGAUAGACUUGGACAGCACCUGGCGCAAGCCAUGGGAAUGUUUCUUAAUUGGUCAGGCUCCGGACAAGCGCAACACCUACUGGCCGCCAGUUGGCAACUGGCACGUCAACAAGCGCGUGAUUGCCGCCGUACCGGACACUCACUCGAGGAAGCCGUGCCUGAAGCCGAUCAUUGAGAAGAUUUGGCGGAAGUCCGAAGGCCAGUACUCUGCUCUGGAGGUGUUCGGUAGGGUCUGUAUCUCAGGAUGGCUUGUUUGGGGAAACGAAGCCACAAAGCUCAACUAUUCAAGGUAUUGGGUGUCGGAGGGGGAGAACAUGGAAGGCGUGGAGAAGUGGUCCGCAGAGGAGCACUUGAACGCCUCAAGGGAGAACAAGAGCGAGGAGGAGAUGGCGGCUGUUGCAGGGAUGGCUGGCCAGAAACGGAAGUUCUCGUCCCUGCAUUAG
This is a messenger RNA of Lasiodiplodia theobromae, 1515 nucleotides long. Its product is annotated as Mt-a70 family protein. Gene Ontology annotation, cellular component: RNA N6-methyladenosine methyltransferase complex; nucleus. Lineage: Eukaryota; Fungi; Ascomycota; Dothideomycetes; Botryosphaeriales; Botryosphaeriaceae. Gene Ontology annotation, molecular function: methyltransferase activity; nucleic acid binding. The transcript has a single exon. The coding region runs from base 1 to 1515 and encodes 504 amino acids. The record is from RefSeq and is a predicted model, not a curated record.